Molecule: messenger RNA, 2369 nt
Organism: Phanerochaete carnosa HHB-10118-sp
Lineage: Eukaryota; Fungi; Basidiomycota; Agaricomycetes; Polyporales; Phanerochaetaceae
Exons: 3
Coding region: 22-2235 (737 amino acids)
Biological process (GO): ubiquitin-dependent endocytosis
Cellular component (GO): cytosol; plasma membrane; cytoplasm
Molecular function (GO): ubiquitin protein ligase binding; protein-macromolecule adaptor activity
Source: RefSeq, a predicted model, not a curated record
GGAAAGGCUAGGAUACCGCCCAUGGCGAACGAGUCACUCGCGCUCAACUCUUCACCUCUGACAUACAUCGUGUGCAACCAUGAGUGGUCCUUCCUCGAAGGCGCCAAGUCACACGCGCACACUCUCAAAGCAGGCCGUCACCUGUUCCCCUUCCAGCUGCACAUAGGCGGCUCUCUGCCCUCCUCCGUCAGCACGUCCGUUCUAGGCGGCGCGUCUGUCCACUACAAACUCCGCGCGAGUGUGGUGCGUCCAGGCUUCGCCGGUCUCACGCACCGAGACCUCCAUGCCGUGCACCCCGUCACCAUCCUGCGCGGCUUCAGCGCAGAGGCCCUCGAGUAUCAGCAAACUCUCGAGAUCGAGAACACAUGGCCCGAGAAACUCAUGUACUCCAUCAUGAUCCCGCACAAGGCCUGGGCCGCCGGGGACCGCGUUGCUGCAGUCGCCAAGUUUUCGCCUCUCGCCAAGGGCGCGAGCGUAAAGUCGAUCACCGCGACCAUCAACGAGACCGUCAAGCUCACGGGACGGGCGGGCUCGCAAGAGAGCACGCGCGCGAUCGCGACAGCCAAGCACGAGAUCCACAAUGGGCAGGCUGUAUGCGUCGAGGAGCAGCAUCACCGGUAUAGAGUGCCGCUUCUGCACCAUUCCCCGAGCCCGAGCCCAGUCCAUACGCCGUCAGAGUCUCGGUCACAUUUCUUGGUCCCAGGUCACACUUAUUCACCAGGCGAAAUGACGCCGUUGACGACGGUUACGACUAACUCUUCUUCUUCUUCUUCGGCCUCGGGCCCCACCACGGGCUCCAGCGUUCUCCUGACACCCGCAAACACGGCUGUGUUUUCAGCAUCUAACGUGGCCGGGCCGUCGACUUCAACAGCUCCUCCGCCACCACCAUCCGGCAUGGUCCUGCCCCCAGAGCUCGAGCAGGAGCCGUCGAGCGACGUGGUCACAACGCUGCAGAUUGCGAUACCCGUACACGCAACACCGGCACACUCGCUUGAGCCUAUACAUGUCAACCAUCGGAUACGGUGGUCGAUUAUGAUCACAAACAUGGACGGGCACGUCUCUGAGCUGCGUUGCUCGCUUCCGCUGCACAUUCUGGACCACCGCCUGUACGACGAGGCGCGUGCAAAUACGCUUGCGACGCGCCGACUGCUUUUGGGCGCUCGCGACGUUGAGGGUGGUCGGGCCGUUGGUACCAACGGCGAACACGACCAGGAGGAAGAGGACGCCGAGCUCCCGAGCUACCCUGCGCAUGUCCGCGAUCGUGUCGCCAACGCGUAUAUCCCUGAAACCGCCGUCAUGCGCGUCACGAACCCAUGGGUUCACCAGGGCAUCAGCCCCGUUGUGCGCCGAGACACUGAGCCGACGGGCAUGUACUCGCCCGCGCCGCUGGAGUGUUUCCCAUACAAUCGCCCUGGUCCCCAUCCACCGACGGCCCGCAGCCAACUUCCACCAAGCCCUGGGCCUGACACUCAGCAGCUCCACUGGGUCAACUCGGAGCUCCUCCUCAGUCUGGGCCAGUAUGCGGAGACACCAAGUCCGCAGACGCACCGCCGGCGGUUGCCAGUCGAACACACCCCGCCCGAGUCUGCUGCGCACAGCCGACCGACGAGUCGCCCCGCGAGCCGCCCGCACAGCAGACACGGCAGCCGCGCGGCGAGCCCCAUGCGAUCCUCGAGCGACAACUCGCGCUCGGUGAACCACGCGAGCACGUUCAACAACGACGCGACGUACGUGCACAGCAGCAGCUCGGCGAGCCGGAACCUGCACGGGCUGUUCCACAUGUCGAUGAAGCCGUUCACGAGCCUCACGAGCGGGCUCGGGCUCGGGCACCGCGCGCACUCGCACGCGCAUCUGCACGGCGUGGCGUCGCCCCUCUCGAUGGACGCGAGCCGCGCGAGCCGCCCGGGAUCGGGCGCGUCGACGCCGCUGAGCUCAGGCGCGGACACGCCCGCGCUGCUGCCGCGGCACAUGACCGAGGACCAGCUGCUGCUCCAUCGCGCGUUCAUCGAGACGCCGGACUACGAGAUCGCGAGCAGGGGCUUCCUCGGCGGCGGCAUCCCGCCGCUGUCGAGCUACGCGGGCCUGCCGAGCUACGAGGAGGCCGCCGAGGGCCGCGCGCCGCCCGAGCGCAGCCUGAGCGACACGGACCUCGCCGCGCGGAUGCCGCCGCGGCACGCCUUUGCCGCGCCGCGCCCUGCUGUUGCGGCCACUGCGCCGCCGUCGCCGCCGCCGUAGUCUCUUGUGUCUCGCAUAUCUCGCGCCGCUUCCCCACUCAAUGCUACUUGCCACGCCACUUGUUUUAUGACAAAAUGUAUCAAUAUUCACUCGCCGCCUCAUAGACCCUAGACCCAGCACCCAUAGAAUCCCCC